AUGGCCAGUAAGCACCACCCCAACCUGGUGCGCCUGUUGGGCUUCUGUGUGCACUAUGAUUCCAGCACGGGCCAGAUUGAGCAGGUGCUCGUGUAUGAGUUCAUGGCCAACCGGGACUUGGAGAGCUGGAUUGGACCAGGAGCUCCAAGUCAUCUCUCUCUGUUGCAACGACUGGAUGUUCUGAUUGGAGUGGCCAAGGGGUUGCAAUAUCUUCAUGACUUUGGCAUUGUGCAUCGCGACAUCAAGCCAGCCAACAUUCUGCUUGAUGCAAAAAUGCAUGUACGUCUAACUAUGUUUUCUCCUUGCAUUUUGUUUGACAAGUCGCCAACCUAA
Messenger RNA from Closterium sp. NIES-65, 333 nucleotides. The record is from the annotation of a GenBank genome assembly. Lineage: Eukaryota; Viridiplantae; Streptophyta; Zygnematophyceae; Desmidiales; Closteriaceae.